This is a messenger RNA of Auxenochlorella protothecoides, 612 nucleotides long. RefSeq lists its product as hypothetical. Bases 1 to 612 code for a protein of 203 amino acids. The transcript has 3 exons. Lineage: Eukaryota; Viridiplantae; Chlorophyta; Trebouxiophyceae; Chlorellales; Chlorellaceae. The record is from RefSeq and is a predicted model, not a curated record.
AUGCGGAGGCUGAGGACCGGUACGCUGCAGGACUGGGCUGCUGCGCCCACCCUCGCCAGCGUCCCCUUCACCCUGGCUUUGCGCACCUCAGCGGGGCCCUCCCUCAGGAGAUCUGGACCCAGCCUUCUGUCACCGUCCCUGCUCCCAUUGUGGCUGGCCCUGCUCAUCGCCGCCAUCAUCGCGGCGAUCCUGCGAGCGCGUUGGAAGGCAGUCCACAGCUGCCGGGCCUGCAAGGGGUUUGGCAUCCAGAGGCACGUGUGCAAGCUGUGCGACGGGCGCGGCGUGGUGGGGUGGGAGGGCAAGAUGUCCCACGAGGAGCCCUGCCCCCUCUGCCUGGGCCGCCGCUUCACCUCCUGCCCCUGCUGCGGGGGCCUGGGGGGAGCGCGGCCCCUGUUUGCGCACACCCUGCGCCGGGGAUCGCACCCCUGGGCCAGCCUGGUGAGCCUGACGCGGCGGCUGCGGGGCAUUCAGCCCAACAGGGAGCCGCAGGCGAGGCGGGUGAGCGUGACCAAGGUGGACCCGGCUACCGUGCAGGCGGAGUGCAAGGCGGCGGCCGACAAGGCCAUGGGCGAGAGCAUCAAGAAGCUGGCGUCGGACAUCAUCACGGACUGA